Messenger RNA from Mus pahari (shrew mouse), 2010 nucleotides. RefSeq names its product solute carrier family 35 member B3 (gene Slc35b3). The transcript has 10 exons. Gene Ontology annotation, cellular component: Golgi membrane; endoplasmic reticulum membrane. Gene Ontology annotation, biological process: transmembrane transport. Bases 261 to 1370 code for a protein of 369 amino acids. The record is from RefSeq and is a predicted model, not a curated record. Gene Ontology annotation, molecular function: 3'-phosphoadenosine 5'-phosphosulfate transmembrane transporter activity. NCBI's taxonomy places the organism in Eukaryota, Metazoa, Chordata, Mammalia, Rodentia, Muridae.
CAGGGAAGGUGGACGCCGUCGGGGCGGUCGGGGGCGCGCGCUUCCGGGAAGAGCAUCUUUCCUGUCCUGGCCUGAGACCCCGGCCGGACUCCUCCCCUAGCCUGCUCUCUGUGCUCAGAGACUUGCUCUCUCGGAUUCCCUUGGCUGUUCUUGCAGUUCAGAGUCCUUUCCGGGCCCAGCCAGCAGAGGAGAGACCGGACGAAACAUCGGAACAGAGCAGAGACCAGGUUUCAGGCUUUGAAUGUGGCAUAGCAGAAACAAUGGACCUCAAGUUCAACAACUCCAGGAAGUAUGUCUCCAUCUCUGUGCCCUCCAAAACACAGGCCAUGUCGCCGCACAUCAAGUCAGUUGAGGACGUCGUGGUGCUGGGCGUGAACCUCAGCAAGUUUAACAAGCUCACACAGUUUCUCAUUUGUGUUGCUGGAGUUUUUGUAUUUUACCUAAUUUAUGGAUACUUACAGGAGCUGAUCUUUUCAGUGGAAGGCUUUAAGCCUUAUGGCUGGUACCUUACCUUAGUGCAGUUUGCCUUUUACUCCGUAUUUGGCCUAAUAGAGCUCCAGCUCACUCAGGACAAAAGGAGAAGAAUACCAGGAAAAACCUACAUGAUAAUAGCUUUUCUAACUGUGGGUACUAUGGGCUUAUCAAACACUUCCUUGGGCUACCUGAAUUAUCCAACCCAAGUCAUCUUCAAGUGCUGCAAACUGAUUCCUGUUAUGCUAGGAGGAGUUUUUAUUCAAGGAAAGCGGUACAACCUUGCAGAUGUGUCUGCUGCAGUGUGCAUGAGCCUUGGCCUGAUCUGGUUUACCCUCGCGGACAGCACAAUUGCACCAAACUUUAAUCUGACAGGUGUGAUGCUUAUCUCCCUGGCGCUGUGUGCAGAUGCGGUCAUUGGAAACGUUCAGGAGAAAGCUAUGAAACUGCACAAUGCUUCCAACUCGGAGAUGGUUUUGUAUUCCUACUCAAUUGGUUUUGUGUACAUUUUGUUGGGACUGUCAUGCACUAGUGGACUGGGCCCUGCAGUGGCAUUUUGUUCAAAGAACCCUGUUCGGACUUAUGGCUAUGCCUUCCUGUUUUCCCUCACUGGAUACUUUGGAAUCUCCUUUGUUCUGGCCCUCAUUAAAAUCUUUGGUGCUCUUCUGGCUGUAACAGUGACAACAGGAAGGAAAGCAAUGACCAUUGUCCUGUCCUUUCUGUUCUUUGCUAAGCCAUUCACAUUUCAGUAUGUAUGGUCUGGCUUGUUAGUUGUGCUUGGCAUAUUUCUCAAUGUUUACAGCAAAAAUAUGGAUAAAAUAAGAUUGCCCUCUGUGUACAACAUGAUAAAGAAAGCCACGGACAUGAAAAAGUCAAGGACAUUGGCACAGACUGUGUAGGAACUGUGUUCUCUUAUUUAAAAUAAAACUCUAUGAGAACUACCAUUAAUCAAUUCACUUUCCAAAGGCUUGUGAUAAAAACCAAAGGAUCUGAAGGCUGCUGUCAGAUGAGCAGAUUGUACACUCGGUGGUUCCUUGGCAUCUGCCUCUACAGAAUACACACUUUUGAUCAACUCCAAAUGAUCAAGAGCCCACACCUAGGACAUGUUGCAAUAAAGUCAGUAUGAAGGAAAGUGCUUCCUAGCAAUGUUCUGAACAUUUCACUGGAAAUGGACCGUGUUGUAAGACUGAUUGGAAAUCCUUCCAGCCUGCAGCGCGGUACUGUGAGUGGCACUAUUUGUCUCCGUUCCAUUUUGGUGGUGUUAUUUAAAUUCUUCUCUGUUAUAAGAGUGAGCUGGUGAUUUGAAGUUUAGAGAAAAUACCAUCCAUUUAUAAAUAAAAUUCUCCUGUGAUUUUUUUUUAAUGGUGUUUUAAUAAAAUUUGUUAUGGAGGAGAAUGGAGAUGGGAUGAAGGGCUAAUGUAUACUUUAAAACUUGGGUUUUUAAAGUUUUGAGAAAAUAACAUUCACUUAAAUAAAAUUAUCCUGUGAUUUUUUAAAAAAAAAACAAUGUGUUAAUAAAAUUUGUUAUUGAAGAAAAUC